Bombina bombina (fire-bellied toad) is the source of this 1540-nucleotide messenger RNA. RefSeq names its product retention in endoplasmic reticulum sorting receptor 1 (gene RER1). Gene Ontology annotation, cellular component: Golgi membrane. Gene Ontology annotation, biological process: retrograde vesicle-mediated transport, Golgi to endoplasmic reticulum; protein retention in ER lumen. Bases 97 to 687 code for a protein of 196 amino acids. NCBI's taxonomy places the organism in Eukaryota, Metazoa, Chordata, Amphibia, Anura, Bombinatoridae. The transcript is spliced from 7 exons. The record is from RefSeq and is a predicted model, not a curated record.
CUGGGUGCCAGAGCCUCUCGGUAGGCUGGGACUGUGACGUGUUCGCUUUGCGAGCUCUCAGCAGUUCCGACUUCAGCAGGACAAGACAGAAACAGAAUGUCAGAAGGGGAUAGUGUUGGAGAUUCAGUUCAUGGCAAACCUUCUGUGGUAUAUCAGUUCUUUUCAAGGAUUGGGCAGAUUUAUCAGUCCUGGCUAGACAAAUCCACACCAUACACUGCAGUACGAUGGGCGGUGACUCUGGGUCUAAGCUUCCUCUACAUGAUUAGGGUAUAUAUACUACAGGGAUGGUACAUAGUAACGUAUGCGUUGGGUAUCUACCAUCUAAAUCUCUUCAUAGCAUUCUUGUCUCCAAAGGUAGACCCCUCCUUAAUGGAAGACUCAGAUGAAGGUCCAUCAUUACCCACUAAACAAAACGAAGAGUUUCGUCCUUUUAUCAGAAGGUUGCCAGAGUUUAAAUUCUGGCAUUCUGCAACGAAAGGAAUCAUUGUUGCAAUGGUAUGCACGUUCUUUGAAGCUUUUAAUGUUCCUGUUUUUUGGCCCAUACUUGUCAUGUAUUUUAUCAUGCUUUUCUGCAUCACUAUGAAGAGACAAAUAAAGCAUAUGGUAAAGUACAGAUAUAUACCCUUCACACACGGCAAAAGGAAGUAUAAAGGAAAAGAAGAAACCGGAAAGCCUUUCUCCAGCUAAAAGAACCUAUGCCGCCCCAUUUUUGUUGAUUUUCUUAUGUAAAAAUUAAAGAAACAAAAGAAAAAAAAAAAAGUUAUUUUGAGCCCGUGUAACAAUACCUUUUUAUCCACAUCCAUACAGGCAAAGGUGAUUUUAAAAGCUGAAAGUGCAGUUUUCUAUUUUAUUUCCUCACUUACAGUCCGAAUGACCACGAUAAAAUUGUUUCAUAUUUCUGCCACAUUUUUAUUUUACUUAUUAUUAUUAUAUAUUUUUUUUUUUUACUUGAAUGCACUGUAUUCAUGUGGUUACAUUUUCCCAAUGGUCCAAGUCGCAGAAAAAAAAAAAAUGAUUUGCUGGUAACCAGAUUUCAUUCAUUUCUUUCCAUUGUAGCUACAUGAAAAUUUCCUUAGAUUGUUAAUGAUAAAUUGACCUUUAUUAAACUGGUAUAUUUGUUCAUUUGUUACCUUAUACAGUUUCUCAAGCAAAAACGGAGCAUUUUCUCCAAAAAUGUUAUGAAUUAUAUUGUAAAAUACUUUCUUGACACAUCAUAGAAAAAAAAAAAAAAAGUGAAUUAUUUGCUGCACUUUCUACAGUGUGAUGCGUUUUAUGUUUCAUCUAAAUUAACACAUCUAUUUUGGUUAAUAAACUGUUAAUCCUCAAGCAUGCUAUCACACUUUAUAAACUCAAAAUAAAAUGAAUAAAGUAGAUUAUAAUGAUAAUAUUAGUAUAAAAGUUGUUACAAAUACCUUACGGCAGCUUCUGGGCUUUUGAUCGGGUGAUUCAUUUAUGUUCAAUAUUAAUUUAUUAUAACACACAGAUUUUAUUAUAUUGAAAUAAAUUUUGGUUUUGUGAAUCAUAUAGUUGAGAUUUAAAA